Messenger RNA from Amyelois transitella, 2189 nucleotides. RefSeq names its product cytosolic carboxypeptidase 6. The record is from RefSeq and is a predicted model, not a curated record. Lineage: Eukaryota; Metazoa; Arthropoda; Insecta; Lepidoptera; Pyralidae. Gene Ontology annotation, molecular function: metallocarboxypeptidase activity; zinc ion binding. The transcript is spliced from 12 exons. Gene Ontology annotation, biological process: proteolysis. Bases 1 to 1827 code for a protein of 608 amino acids.
AUGGCGGCGUACACCGAUCAGCUGGAACACACCAGCAUUUACCACGGCGGGAACGAUGACAGCGAAGAAAGCGACGGGGAAGGAGGUCUCGGUAACCUGAACAGGUUGAUCGUGAGACCUCCCGGGCAAAGCGGCAAAGCCAAGCGCGGGCAGCUUUGCUUCGACGCGGCAUUCGAGUGCGGCAACCUCGGCCGGGCCGACCACAUCUCAGACUUAGAGUACGAUCUGUUCAUCCGGCCGGACACCUGUCGACCGAGGUGUCGGUUUUGGUUCAACUUCACUGUGGAGAAUGUUAAGCAGGAUCAGAGGGUGAUUUUCAAUAUAGUGAAUUUAGGUAAAGAGCAUACGUUGUACAACACCGAUAUGACGCCGUUGGUGCGAUCCACGUCACGACAAAAAUGGCAACGCUUACCACGUCGCCUGCUUUUUUACCACCGCUCCCUGCCCCAUCGUGGUCGCAAAAUACUAAGCAUCGCAUUUGCUUUUGAUAAAGAAGAGGAUAUCUACCAAUUUGCGACGGCAGCCCCGUACUCGUACUCCAGACUUCAGAGGUACCUCACUCUGUGGGAGAAAAGAGCUCAAGCGUUUGCCACCAGGGAGACGAUAGCACAAACAACGCAAAAGAGAAAAGUCGAUUUGAUAACGAUCGGCGAUUUCGGGGUCAAAGACAAAGAACACGUAGAGGAUCAUUUUCCCGCUAAAGGCAAAGUCGGUGCACCCAAGAAGAGAGUAGUGCUGAUACUGUCCAGGGUGCACAGUGGCGAACAACCGGCCUCCUAUAUUUGCCAAGGAUUCCUGGACUUCAUGGUGAGCUCUUCUGAAAAAGCAUCCGCAUUACGGAACAAUAUCGUCAUUCAGGUGGUCCCAAUGCUGAACCCUGACGGAGUGUUCCUCGGCAACCAGCGCUCCGACCUGCUAGGAUCCGACCUCAACCGGUGUUGGGACCGCGCCACCACCUUCUCGCACCCCGCACUUAUUGCCGUCAAUGAGCUGGUCAAGAAGGUUACUACUGAGAAGGGUGUGCAACUGGAUUUCAUCAUCGACAUUCACGCAGAUAUGAGCCACGAAGGUGUAUUUGUGCGGGGAAACUCGUACGAUGACGUUUAUAGGUUCGAACGUCACGUGGUACUUCCGAAAUUCCUGGCUGGGCGUGUAGAGGCAUGGCGCCCCGAAGCUUGCCUGUAUAAUUCUGAUGCACUAGUGACGGGCAGCGCGCGUCGUACGCUUCCCACGGGAGCUAUGGAUGCUUACACCUUGCUCGCUUCGAUGGGAGGCCGUCGACUGACUCCUAGGGGACCCUAUAUACACUACACCGAAGAAGCUUACACGAAAAUAGGUAGAUCAGUAGCACGAGCUCUGUGCGACUACUAUCGUCACGUGAGCGUGGUGCCUCCUCGAGUGCCACGCGCCAGCAAGAAGGAGAGCCGAGGUAGACGGCGCAGGAGACGAAGACCAACCGCGACUCGAGAAAGGUCACCGAGUUCAUCCCCAGAGCGGCGGGUGCUGCCUCCGCGCAUCCUAUCCCCUCCACUACCCCAAGCCUCACCGCCGGCCUUGCGCGCGCCGCCUCCAUUGUCCAGACACACGGCCUUGAGGAAUCGACCAAAGACUGGAGUCAUGGAUGUUGAUAACAUUCUGCCGAUUAUAACGGGCACCGCAGUGCGAACACCCCGCCUUGCCGUUGUGGACUUCAGUGCCUACAUCCGCACUCCCACCGGAACCUCCUACGGCUACCUGAAGUCCAAGGCCAGGCUGGCCCGCCCUCCGAGACCCUCGCACACGCGGUACACCAGCGACGAAUACGAUACACAUGAAUCAGAGUCUUAAAUUUUUUAAUCGAUUCCUAACGCGACAUCCAAUUUGAAUUUAUGAUUUUUGAAAACGAGGUCUAAAACAUAUAUGCAGAUAACUAUCUGCAUAUAUGUUUCAGACUUUAUCAUGUUUUGGCAAUUUUUUGGUUACUCGCUUAUUACGGAGUUGGGGUCCAUUGUCACUCCCAUUUUUGUAACACUGAUGACAAGGGAAUUCCACUGAAGAAGCGUUUAUGAUUACUGGAAGUAUAUACGGCUAAUGUGCCAAACUAAUUUUGUACAUACGAUCCUUGGUAUUUUGACCAUUAAGAAUAAAAACUCAUUGUCUUUCCACUUCUUGAAAUUUACUGUAGUUAAAUUUACCCAUUUACGAACUUU